AUGGUUAGUUUCAGCAUUUGUUUUUGCAAAUUUUCUGCCGAUGACUCAUCGCAUUCACUAAUUUGACACUCCAAAAAUAGUACAACUCGUUUUGUUGACCGCAUUUCGAUCGAGGAAAAUCGUUCAACCGACGUACACUUUUUAAAUUGAGAAACUUUUCCGUUUGCUUUGUCUUCAAAUCCGAUCAGAUCUCUCUCGCUCGGAAAUAUUGAUUUCCGCUCGAGAAGCAGAGAAAAAUAGAAAGCAAAACAAACAAAACAGAUGAUAUUUCUCAUAUUUCACACGAUAACCGGUCGGUUUUUGAACGACCAACCACAAUUAAAAUUCCAUCCUCUCUUAAUAGUUCUCUGAUAAAUUCCAGUUUCAAGACACCGUCUAGAGGUGUGAUAAGAGCAUUUUCUUAUCAAAAUGUCCGACACCUUUCUAUCAUUUUUUGCAUUGGCGAUUUGUAAUAGGUCUGAAAGUGUUCCACGCCGACAUAAAUAGACAGGUGUGACGUCACGUGAUGCCAGCGCUACGCAACAAAAAACUGGUUCCUUGGGGAGAAAUAGACUGAAUUUCUCAGAAUUGCCUUUAUGCAUCGAAGGUAGAAGAAAUAUACUAAUGAAAACUGCUGAGAGCCUAAUUGAAUUUGAAUUUCAAACUAUAGUUAUUUAGCAUUCCACAACUCAUGCAUCUUUUCAAUUGUUUACACCCCGUUGUAACACCAACGACAUGAAAUAGGCCAGUGUAAUUGUUGAAUUAUUAUUAUGCACCGAAAAUUGAAAUGAAAAACGGAACAGGUGAAAUUCGCUGCUUUGUUCUUGCCUUUUCACCUUUCACACUUGUGUGUAUUUAGAUUUCGUUCAUUUCCAUCCAUAUCAGCCAUUUUCCACUCUUCACGCCUACAAUUGACUCUAAAUACAUUCUCAAAAUGCGAGGGAAACUCUUGCUCACUGCUCCAGCUAUUUCAUAAUCCAUUUCAAAAUAUUCGUCCUAGCAUUCCGUCCUCUUACCUCUCCUCACACCUCAAUGUUUUCUAAUCCAUAAUUAGCAUAAAAGGUGAGUCCAAGGACGUCGUCUUCCUCUCUCGAUUCCUUCCCGGGGAGUGGUCUUUUCCUCAUUCUUUCACAAUAUAAUCGUAGUGAUAACGGGGGCGCAAAACGAAGAAGAAUCGGGUGCGCUCUCGGCCUCACGCACUACUAAUCCGUGCCUAGCAACGACCAAAGACGAGCCCUUUUCCCUCCAAUCUUAUUCCGUUUCAUUGCAGACUGAUAUGAUGAUUGUGGUCGAGCCGCAAGGUCUCGGACUCGUUCCUUGGGACAAGUUGGCCGGCUAUCUCAUCUUGGGAGUCACCUACUUUUUCAAGUUCUUCAUCAUCGGUGAGUCAUUUUUAUUGGUUUGUUUCAACAAAAAAAAGCAGUCACACAGUUUGUUUGCUCGUGAUCUUUUCCUCAAAACUUUGUGGCGCAGAUCUCUGCGAAACCACUUGGACCACCGGAAACGUGCUGUUUUUCAGUGGGAGGAGCGAUCCCGUAUGUAUUCCAGUACGCAGAAGUUCACCAUCGUCGGAAUGCUUCAGGAUUCUCUCUUUUCGUUUGUCUCGCCCUUUGCGUCGCCAACAUCCUUCGUAUCCUUUUCUGGUAUGUUUUUAAAAUCCAGUUUUAUCGAAGCGGGCGUCGGUGGGAUUUUAAGCUUAAUUUGAGAAACGAAACCUAAAUUACUUGAUUCAUCAGAAGUUUUAUAAGAUUGAAAGACCAAAACAACUUAACAUUGCUCGAUCUGAGAUUCUAAGCGUUCCCUUCCAGGUUCGGAAAACGAUUUGACAAUGCCCUUCUUGCUCAGAGUAUCGUGAUGCUCAUUUGUAUGGUUUUCAUGUAAGUUCUCCGUUCAUUUUCAUGUUUUAUUCUCAAACAUCCAUAUUUCCAGGCUCGAAAUUGCCGUCCGAAUGAACCGAAAACACACAGCGAAGCCGUUGAGGAAGUCAAUUCUCAGUGAGUUUUCCGAUGAUUUUUUUGUAGAAUCUCUCGACUGCCAAACUGUGACUGCCAAACUCUUGAUCUAUCCCAGUGUCCUCUCCCCUUUUCCGCAUGCCUUUUCGUCCGUUUUUGUGUGUGAAUGGGAAUGGGAAUACGAGACGCUUCGAUGACGUCAGCAGAAUUCAGAAAAGAGUCGGAGAGGAUAUUUUAGGACACUGGGCACAGCUAUUCAUAGAUUUGAUCAGCUAACAAAAAGGAGAAAUGUUGUGACCUUCUAACCAGGAAGUAAUCUUCGAACUGCUCUGUUCGCCCCUUUUCAUAAAACUCAGACAUCCCUCCCUUCGAAAUCCAAUUUGAAUAAUUACACUCUUUGCUCUCUGUCCGCCAGUUUUCAGCCCUUGUUCACAUUUUCCACCCUUUCCGUAUCCAUAAUUCAUCUUCCCAGCAACGGGCGCCUCUUCAUUCCACAUCACUCUAGUUGUUGCAAACUUUUUCUUUGCGUUGGUUCAAAUUCGGAAGUACGUCUUUGCUCUGCCGAAUUAUUCAUACCGAAAUGAGAAAAAGGCAAGGGGAAAGAGAAGAGAUUUUAUAUACAAAAAAGGGUUACACCGAUUGAAAUCAGAUCGAGCGAGGAAAAUAAAUUAAUUAUGGCAUGGGAAGAUGAACACGUCCGAAGGGAAGAGAAAAGAUAAAAACGAAGAGAUACCGAUCGGUUACGAAGCCGUCGUCUGCAAUUGGAAUCGCAUAGAUAUUUGAGAUAACACUGGUGGAAAGGGGCUGUGUUAGCAGCCAGAAUAAUUUGAACGGAAAGGUUGACGGGAGGAAGGGAGUGGGGAAAGUAGUCUCACCUUGUUAUUAGGAGUUAUGAGCCCAACUACAUUCGGCUCCGUCUGCCUCCGCUUCGAUCGGACUUUCGUGGUCAGCAUCCCGUUUUUGUUCGAUGACAUUUCGAAUGAGCGAUGUCUUGUUUGCAUUUCCUUCAAAACUUUCAUCAAUUCAAGAGACUCCUUGUCCAAAACUACUCACUUUUUCUUUGUGCCUGUUGACAUGUCUGGCGAUCCUCUGUAGAAUGUUAUCGGGAGGAGCAGGAACGAAGGGAAGACAUCGGCUGGCAAACUGCCAAAUGGGAACCACCAGCCGAAAGGCCGAUCGUUUGAAUUCUUUGACAGUGAAUGAGUAGAUAAUUGGAUUGAGCAUCGAAUUGCAGUAUCCGAGCCAACUUGCCACGUCAAUGGCAAUUGGGGGAAUACAACCAGAACACUUGUAGUCUAAAUAGUGGUUUUGGAGUUCACGAAACGAAAAUAAAUCGACUUACUUGUAAGAUAUAAUCCGAAAAAGGGAAGCCAGCAGAAUAGAAAAGAGCAAGAAACGACGCCGAGAGUCUUCGCAAUCCUUUCGUGCGUCCUCAGAACCCUCCGCUGAUGCUCCACCAUCCCGUUUGUUUUGCCAAAGUGUACGCGGAGUGUUGUCUGAAAGCGCGGAAGUUUGUGAAUAAUUCACCGAUCGGAAGCAUUUAAGGCAAACAAGUUUAAGAAGUUCUCCCCUGCAUAACGAUACCUGCUGACUGAGUGUGUUCGUGAGAAAGUUCAUGUUCUGGCCGAGAAUCAUGAGAAAGCCACGGUCUAGAGCUUUUUGUCGGUUACGAGCCAAUUUGUAGAUUCUCCAGUAGAGGGUGAGGGUGACGGAAGCUGGGAGGAAGAAGGCGAACACGACACUGUGCGCCAAGUGACGGAUCUCAUUGCCCACGAAGCACAAUGACUUAAAGAGAACAUCAUCUUGAAAAGACACAAUAGUAGAAACUCACGUCAUCGUAGCAUUCCGGCUGUUCCCACCUGACAGUGGUGAGCAGAAUUGAAGAGGAAAAAAUCCAUAUGGUAGUCAUUACUGUGAUCACUUUCGUCUUUGUCACAAUAGUUUUGUAUCGCAACGGCCUCGUCACUGCCAAGUAUCUGUCCACUGAUAUCACACAAAUGGUAACCUGAAAUGGCAUUCCAUUGGAAAAUCUCGUCUGAGUCAUGUUGUACUCACCACGGAGCAUGUGCAAAACGUCACAUCAGCAGCUACCCAUAAACGACAAAGAAACCUUCCGAAUAUCCAUUUUCUGUAGAUCAGAUAGACGGCACCCAUAGGAAGGACUAUGAUUCCGACUAAAAAGUCGGUUAGUCCGAGGUUCCAUACGAGAAGAGUCGUGUUGGUGCGGCCGACUCUCGCUUUGAAAAAGAGCACUAACAAGUUACCGAAGACGGUCAGAAGGAUAAUGAUCACUGCCGGAAUGCAAAGAAGAACUAGAACUGCUGGAGGUAGCUGCUCGCCCGUUCGAAGCUUCUCUCGGAGUAUUAUUCGAAGCUUAAAUGUCUCAACGGUAGAGAUUCAAAACAGGCGAUUUUAUGCGCUUGCGCCUGUUCUGCAUCCCUACUCAACGGUUCUGAUUUCAUUCUUCGUUUUUGCCUACCUGCUCUUUACACAACUCUGAAACGACGUCUGUUGCGUUGCCCAUACUGAUGCCUGCCAGGUUCGCAAUCUGUGCAUAAUCGACCUCAUUGUCUCCAUCGGAGACAACAAACAUGACGGUAUCACGUGGCAAUGAUCAGACGAACGAAUGCGUUUUGGGUGUUUCUGAGAUAAAGCAGGCGCUUUUGUUGCGAAUCGAAAGAGGACCGACGAGCACAAACGGGUGCAAGAAAAGAAGGAGCAGGGGGAAAAAGAGGACAAAUAGAAUUUUGGCGCGGAUGAAUGGGAAGAUAAUCAGAAGAAGUAGAAAAGGGGCGCGAAGUAGGAGUAGGAGGAGACGACGAAAUCGCGUGCCGACGAGGUGCUCUUCGAGGCGCCCGUUUUGGAAACAUGCCCAGUCAUUCUGGGGUACCAUUCGAGGGGGACACCUUUCACGCCCACAUUGUGACGGAGGAAGAAGGUGUAGCCGACUAAGGAGACGUUCCGGAACUGAAAGUCGAGCAGAAAGAAGCAGAAAACGGAGAAGAUGAAGCGGAUGGAGUCGAGAGUUGCGGUCAUCAUCAUCCCAUCAUCAUGUGAUAUUGAGUGCGCGCGCAGGUUCUCACACACAACGCGCUCUCGCAGGACGAUGAAGCGAAGGAAGAAGACGAAGAAGCAGAAGGACGUGUGAGAAAACGGAAGGAGCAGAAGAAGAAGAAGAAGCCGUUGGACUCUUGAUAUAUAACUGAGAGGUGCCCAACUCUCGACCAGAAUUUGCACCUUACUCGGAAAGGGAAGGAAGGUCAAUUGUAGGAGAUGGGCAGGUUCGCAGAUGGCAGCGUCUUCAACCUUCGCGAGAGAUUAUCCUAUUCCUGGAUGGAGGAAGGCACCGUCUGGCACGACGAACUGCCUAAUCGAAACAAUUAGGAGGUGGAAUGGCAAAUGAGAAAUCGAGGAAGUCGAGAAGAGAUCGUAGAUCCUAAUGUUUCGUGAAACACUUCCAAAGUUGUUCGAUGAUCUUUCGAGCGACAUGUUCUAGGAAAAGCUAUUUUGCUGGAGAAGUCCGUUCAAAACAUGCUGCGGAGUCCCUUUGGAAGCCGUCAACCGUGAGAACGUCAACAUAAAUGUGCAACUGACAAGAAAAGCGGGAAAAGUUAAUAUUUUCAAAAAAGAAGAGUAUGAAAGAUAGGUCUAAAUGUGUGCCAAACGUGGUGUCAAAAAAGGGACAAAAGGGAAGGGACGAGCAGAAUAAUAAUUGGUAAGAGAAGGGAGAAAAGUCAGGGAAGUUGAGUCCAGCGGGAUCUGUGAAUGAAAAGGCCAAAAGUACACAUGUAAAAUGGGAACUUGAAUGUGUGCCAAUAAGGGAAUUAUCUACAUUCAUUCGUCACGACGAAAAAGUUCCUUCCUCAUUCUUGAUUUUAAGUUCGAUACUUGAACUGAUGAGCUAGACACAGAAAGGUUGUCAACAAGGAUUGACUCCUAUUUCAUCCAUGGGACGUAGGGCGUUGUGCUGUUCACCCAAGAGAUCUAUCUGCCUAGUAAAAUCCCUUCCGAAGCCGUCUUCCUUCCCUCCUUUUUUGGAAAUUUUCUGUCAUUCCUUAGGUCGUCGUUGUCGAGGGCAAAAGUGUGAAGAAGAAGACGAAGCAUAGGAAGAAGUGUGCCGUCGCACUGGUUUAUGAAUAAGUGAUGGCGUUCUAUGGUUUUCGCGUGUGGUGCACGCGUCUUGGUGCGAGGCUCGUGAGAGCCUAGCCGCUGCCCGGAGCAACUCGGAAAGAGAUAUCAUCGACGGUUGUAAUUGUGAUGAAAGCCAUCAUCCAAAUGAGCGGUAUUGACGGGAAGAAACGAGGCACAUGGGAAGAAGAAGAAGACAAAGGAACUGAGCUUCGGAGUCAGGUGGUCGCCGCAAUUAUGAUUGAUAAACAGACUGAUAGACUUGGGGAAACUCACGGAACUGGCCGUGAGGAGGGAACAUCCAAAACAUGACCUCUAAACUGAUUUGGAAAAGAUGAAAAGGAAAAAGCAGACUGCCCACAUGUAAAUUUGAGGCAGAACCUAAAAAACAUGGACUUGCUCUACUCAGCCUUUAUAUUUUGAGACGCGGCUAAAUGCUUAGAAGUGGCCGAUAGAGCCCUUCUUGAUUAGUGCAACGCUCAUUUUUCGAAGUAGUGGUUCGUUUGAAAUUAAGAAUUAGCAUAGUAAUUGAAGAGCGAACGAUACAAUCGGCUUAUCCUUUUCCCUCAUUCACCUUUUUUCCCAUUUUCUCAUCGCCGUUGUCUGUGGCAGACGUGUGCUUUGAAACACCAUAAUUCGAUCUGCAAAUUGUAAAGGUUUCUGGUGUGUUUUUGGAAAAAAAGAAGACGAAUUCUUUUUUCUGUCUUCUGUCCACACAUACCGAGAAAUAGCAUUAGGGAUUUGCACACAAAUGACCGAACAGACAGAGGGCAGAGAAAAGAGAAAAGGAGAGGCUAACGGGGAGCACGUGCACGAGAUUCCCUUCAAGUACCAUAAAAAGUCAAGGAUCAGGUCAAGCGAGGAGCGAAUAUUGAAUAACGUCUUCUUCUCCUUCUUCUGCUUCUUCAUCGUGCCCGUUUUGCACACUAAGAGUGGGCUCCUGGAGCAAACGCAAAAGAAAGAAAAGAAAGGGGAAGAAGACGUCGCAGUUUCCGUCAGAAGAAGAGUUCAAUUCGAUUUCAGCGCGGAUUACUUUUCGACAAAAAAAAUGUGCGCGCCCCUAGUGUCGUCGACUUUUCGGAAUUGAAAACGAGAAAAAGAAGGGGAGUGAGCGUAGGGAGCUCUUCGAAAACUGGCCGAGAACUGUAAUGAGCACACGAAUGAGUUCGUAAUUGUAGCCCCGAGGGAGUUGUUUUCAAUUGAAAUGUCAAGUGUAACAAACAAACAACGGAGGAGUGUCCUUUCCCUUCGCCGUGUUUUCCGUGGUCCCAUCCCGUUUGAAUAAGCCAUCUUAGAUUCGUGCUCCUUCAAAUUGCAUUCACGGACACUGCCGCCCGCAUGGAAAACUCGAUGGUAGGGGCGGUAAACAAUGAUUUCUGGGUGCACACGUGAUGGCGACAGAGCGCCCCGAACUCGGACACGUCGUGCGAAUAUUCGGAGACGUUGCAAAGAAAAGGGGCGGAGCUUUGAAGUGGCAACCAGCAGGAAAAGAGAGCGCUGUCAGCAUCAUUAACGCGUUUCAUGACACGGGAGGAAGAGAAGAAAAUGUUGGAAACAAAUAUGAGUCGGAUUACAAAAACAUUGAGAAGACCUCACUUCGCCUGAUCUCUGGCAUUUACAAAUCAAAAAUAUUUAUGCAUUCAAUCAAUUGCCAACUCAUACCUCUUCUCCUCACCGCUUCACUCCAAUUUUCUCUAGAAUGCCCCUAACACGUCCGCAUCCCGAUCCGUCCGUCUGAAUGUUUUGCUUGCAAUUCCUAUCCGUCGUGAUGUGAUUGUCAUCAUUCGUUUCGUUCAUUUUAGAGCAAACGUACCAUCGGAGUCGACUCGCUAACGCGUUUUACGUGAUAAUCAAUGGAAAAUGGGACCACUUCAAAGGUGAAAAGGCAGAUCGCGUCCUUGUGGAACCUACCGUAACUCUCUCCCUCUCCAGUUGUGUGGGCCCUUUCUCUCUUUCUCUCACUCUCUCCUCCCUCUCUAAUAUCUGUGAUGGAAAGAGCGAAGCAGUAAAGCCCUUCCUUCGAAUCAUCAGAAUUCGCUAAUCCCAAAAUGUAACUUCUUCUCAUUUCAGAAGGAGACUUCUUCUCCGCCUUCUGGGCAUGGCACGACCUCGCCUCCUUCCUCAUCGCUCUGCUCGUCUUCACAGUAUUCUGGUCCGUUACCACGUACCUUCUCAUCAAUGUAAGUGAUAUUUUUGUUUGCAAAUUCAAGAACUCAAUGCGUUUUUUUUUCAGCAAACGGUGUACAUUGAAGCGAUCGGAUUGGUGGCUCUUCUCACGGAAGCAACUCUUGGAGUUCCUCAAUUGCUCAGGAAUUUCCAGAGAAAAUCAACACAAGGAAUGAGGUGAGCAAAAAAGUGCAUAAAACAGCCUGGGAAUCCGAGUGAGCCAUCUGACCGAAAAUGUGCUCUGCUCUCUCGGUUUCCCUGCAAACAAACCUGCACAAAUCCAAAGUUCGUUCCGCCAAAACAAAGUAACGAAUAAAAACGAGACAUUCGAAAAAACAGAUCGGAUUUCGCGUAACAUUGCAUUUUGGACGAUGGUCUCACUGCUGGAAGUGACGCUUUCGAAAAGAAAAACAAACGAAAACGGGAAUCACAGAUUGUAUCCGAUGGCAGUCAAAUACGAUUAUUUUGAAAAAAUUUAAAAAAACGAAAUACGAUCAAACGUCGUGAAUCAUCCGCCAACGUUGUUUUUAUUUUCAGUAUCCCGAUGGUGUUGGCCUGGUUGGCGGGAGAUCUCGCGAAGACCGGAUAUUUCGUGGCGACCGGCAGUCCGUUGCAGUUCUGGAUCUGCGCUAUUCUUCAGGUUCUAUUGAUUCGCUGAAAGCCAUCUAGUUUGAAAUGUUUUUAGAUUUCGAUCGAUAUAUUCAUUCUCGGCCAAGUGUUUGUCUAUCGGAAAAACACGAAUCAGCCGGAGCUGCCGUACACGGCGAACAAUCAGACGACGAGUUCGUCCGAAGGAGCCGUCAUCGACUGA
Messenger RNA from Caenorhabditis sp. 36 PRJEB53466, 9036 nucleotides. The record is from the annotation of a GenBank genome assembly. Lineage: Eukaryota; Metazoa; Nematoda; Chromadorea; Rhabditida; Rhabditidae.